Recurvomyces mirabilis is the source of this 870-nucleotide messenger RNA. RefSeq lists its product as uncharacterized. The record is from RefSeq and is a predicted model, not a curated record. Bases 1 to 870 code for a protein of 289 amino acids. The transcript has a single exon. Gene Ontology annotation, biological process: peroxisome fission. Lineage: Eukaryota; Fungi; Ascomycota; Dothideomycetes; Mycosphaerellales; Teratosphaeriaceae. Gene Ontology annotation, cellular component: peroxisomal membrane.
AUGGCUUCAAAAACCAAUCGGAGCCUGCUGAACGUGCUGACAAGAGCCGGUCGGCGUAGUGACGCCUUCCUGACUCACCUCAAUCGCGUACUGGCCUCCUCGGCAGGAGUGGAGGCAGUACUAUGCACCCUGUGCUAUACCUUGUACUUUGUCUACGCCCGCCUACUCCGGCUGCUGGAGCGUCGCUACGAGCGGGUAGCACUUGCGCUCGCAAGCAAAGCGUCAUCUUCGAUGCUCCCCAGCGAGACAGUCGUGGCCACCCUCGAGCCACCAAAGUCCUACCUGUCUGAAACAUGUGGAGGUAUCAAGGCCCUAGCCGACUUAACAGACGACUUCCGCUUCUUUACACGAUUAGGGGGACUAGUAACCAUCUACAGCUGGGCGCGGGACAACUACAUCAAACCUCCUGGCGAUGCUAUCCUCAAAUCAUUAGUCUGGUGUCAGGUUCUCAUGAGCACGAUUUUCCAAGUACUAGAGAAUGGAGCUUACCUAGCAAGCAAAGGCGUGCUACGCGGAGAGAAGUGGGAGCGCCGUCAGCCGAAAUGGUGGGUCUGGAGCAACAGGUUUUGGCUCAUGCAUGUAGGUCUGGAAGCGUUACGAUUACUGCGAGUCAGGCAGCUGCGAUACAACGAAGACUUUGGAGCCAAGGCCACCGACACUGAUGAUGGGCGAGUGACGACACAAAGCGUAGCACUCAAGAAGAAGUGGAAAGCGGAUUUCUAUGCUAAUGCUGGAUGGUUUCCACUCACACUGCAGUCGAGCUUCGAAGACCAGACACAUGGUCCUUUGAGUGAAACGUGGAUAGGUCUAUUCGGUAUGAUACCAGGUAUUGUGGCAUUGAAAGAUGUAUGGGAGCAGACGAGGGUGUGA